AUGCGCUGGAUCAUCCCGAACCUCCUUGCAGCGUUGGCUGUCAGCAGUCUCUUUUCUUCAGUCAUUACGUGGCCCACUGGAGACAGUGGACUCGGGAAAGGCCAGUCUGUUGACAAUGAUUUCGGUGAUGAAGUCGGAAGCUAUGACUCCCAGCCAUUCUAUGGUAGGAGAGAGAUAACAGAAUCGCUCCCUGGACUGUCCGAACACCCGGAUUCCGAGACCCAUGUGGGAUAUGGAGCUAUCCUCGAGCGCGUCCCACGACCUAACACCGAUAAGCCUAACGAUGAUGCCGAUGUUCCUGAUGUUGACCAGGAGGACUUGGCCACCGCGCUCGAGGCGAUCCACCUAGAGAGCCAUAGCCCUAGCAUCGUCAGUCGAGGACAAAAAGAGGAAGCGGAACUGUCGUCGAAGUUCGGAUCGCGCUGGAAAGGGGAGACAUUUUACUACUUCAUUGAAGCCAAAGACAAGAACGCCAAGAACUUCAAUGCAAAUGAGAUCAAGAGCCUAGCAAAAAAGGGCUACGAGCUGAUUAAGGAUAAGUUUAACUUCAACGGGAAUGUGAUCGUGUCUGCGCUCUUUAUCCCAGAAGUUGGAGUCGCGGUAGGCUCCAAGCCCCGGGGCACAGGCGUCGUUGAAGAGAUUUUGGAAAAAAGCCACAAAACCAGCGACGGACGCGACCUCACGCAUGCUUGUGACUCCGUUCAGCAGGAAGAUCUCUACCACGCAGAGGACUUGGUGAUUAUCAAGGGAGCAGAUGAAUACUUGAAAAAGAUGCGAAGCGAUAAUUGGAGGGAUAAGAAAUUUCCUCGGGGAACGCAUAUGGUUUCAUAUGGCAAGUAUAAUUCCGAGGAUAAAUCUGCGGGACCAAAGGAACCCUGUGGUGGAACAGAAAAAACAAAGUUGACCAUUCCCUGCAAAAAUGUUGCACAUGAACUGAAUAUUGACUGGUCGACCUGA
Aspergillus oryzae RIB40 is the source of this 957-nucleotide messenger RNA. RefSeq lists its product as uncharacterized. The transcript is spliced from 3 exons. The coding region runs from base 1 to 957 and encodes 318 amino acids. The record is from RefSeq and is a predicted model, not a curated record. Lineage: Eukaryota; Fungi; Ascomycota; Eurotiomycetes; Eurotiales; Aspergillaceae.